AUGCUUUCUGCUCUCAAAUCCGAAGAAACGAGCCAGAUGCAGCUCGUUGAGCGAGAAGAAAUCGACGACGAUGACGAUCUGUUCGAAGCGAUCGAUAAACUGGUCGCUCAAGGUAUAAACGCUGGAGAUGUGAAGAAGCUGCAAGAUGCUGGGAUCCAUACCUGUAAUGGUCUGAUGAUGCAUACCAAGAAGAACCUCACUGGAAUCAAAGGUUUAUCAGAGGCCAAAGUUGAUAAAAUCUGUGAAGCAGCUGAGAAGAUAGUGAACUUUGGAUAUAUGACUGGAAGUGAUGCUCUUCUAAAGAGAAAAUCAGUUGUGCGUAUCACUACAGGCUGCCAAGCUCUUGACGAUCUCUUAGGAGGUGGAAUUGAAACCUCAGCCAUCACAGAGGCUUUUGGGGAAUUCAGGUCUGGGAAAACUCAGUUAGCACAUACCCUUUGUGUCACUACGCAGCUACCUACAAACAUGAAAGGAGGGAAUGGAAAAGUGGCUUACAUCGACACUGAAGGAACCUUCCGCCCUGAUAGAAUUGUCCCAAUUGCUGAAAGAUUUGGAAUGGAUCCAGGAGCUGUGCUUGACAAUAUCAUUUAUGCUCGUGCUUACACCUAUGAGCAUCAGUACAACUUGCUUCUUGGCCUUGCUGCAAAAAUGUCUGAGGAACCAUUUAAGAUUCUGAUUAUUGACUCGAUCAUUGCUUUAUUCCGAGUUGAUUUCACUGGAAGAGGGGAACUCGCAGACCGUCAGCAAAAAUUAGCACAAAUGCUCUCCAGGAUAAUCAAAAUCGCAGAGGAAUUCAAUGUUGCUGUGUACAUGACUAACCAAGUGAUAUCGGACCCAGGCGGUGGAAUGUUCAUAUCAGAUCCAAAGAAGCCAGCAGGUGGUCAUGUUCUGGCUCACGCGGUAACCAUCAGGCUCAGUUUCAGGAAAGGCAAAGGAGAGCAACGUGUCUGCAAAGUCUUUGACGCACCAAAUCUGCCUGAAGCCGAAGCAAUAUCCUUUUUAACAUAUUUAAAAUCUUUAAAAAACAAGAAGCACGUCUUUCAGAUUACUGCAGGAGGCGUUGCAGAUGCGAAGGACUAG
Eruca vesicaria subsp. sativa (arugula) is the source of this 1080-nucleotide messenger RNA. The record is from the annotation of a GenBank genome assembly. Lineage: Eukaryota; Viridiplantae; Streptophyta; Magnoliopsida; Brassicales; Brassicaceae.